AAAAAUUUUCCAGAGCAAUGGGUAUCGUUUCGGCAAACUUGAUUCUCCAGCUCCUGGGAAUAAUAAUUACGAUUUUUGGUACGAUAUAUCUUUAUUUGAAACAUGUCGCUUACCAUUACUGGAGUUCGAAGGGAAUCCUUCAGGUUGAACCUGCCGUUCCGUUCGGUAGCCUUUGGCCAGUCCUAACAGCAAAGAAAUCCGUGGGUCAACUGAUGAGCGAUCUGUACUUGAACUUCAGGAAGAACCGCAUCUUUGGAUUAUACUCGUUCCACAAGCCAACACUGAUGGUCUGCGACCCCGAGAUAAUCAAGUUUAUAAUGACGAAAGAAUUCACGGCUUUCCAAGACCGCGGUAUGUUUCACAACCAAAAAAAGGAUCCAAUAUCGGGCCACCUGUUCCUGCUUGGUGGUGCAAAGUGGAAACGCCUCAGAGCAAAGUUCACGCCGACUUUUACGACGGGAAAAAUAAAGCAGAUGUUCCCAACGGUCAAGGAAAUAGCAGACAACCUUAGCAAACGCAUGCAUGAAGAGAUCGAACAAAGCAGUGUCGUAGAAGUCAAGGAUCUGAUGGCCAGGUUUUCCACAGAUGUAAUAGCUUCGAUAGCCUUCGGGAUCGAAUGCAACAGCUUGGAUAACCCGGAAGCAGAAUUUCGUGUCUUCGGUCGGAAGUUCCUGGAGCCUCAACCCGUGAAAAAUACGUUGAUGUCGUUAUCCCCGACACUUAUGUCGUUGUUGAACUUCACGGUCGCUGAUGAGGGUACGACAAAGUUUAUAAUAAAGACCUUCAAGAAUACCGUCAAGUACAGAACAGAGAACAAUGUGGUUCGGAAGGACUUUAUGGACCUCGUUAUCCAGCUGAUGACCAAGGGCUACGUGACCUCUGAUGACGACAAAGAUACGAAUCGGAAUCCAGUGGCUGACAGUGAGAAGAUCAGUAUGCUAGAAGGAGCAGCUCAGGCCUUUGUAUUCUGGGUUGGCGGUUUCGAGACGUCUUCUUCGACUGCGACUCACUGUCUGUACGAGAUGGCGAUGAACCCGGAGAUCCAAGAGAAACUUGUUAGUGAAAUUGACACUGUUCUGGAGAAGGUUGGAGGUUUGACGUACGAUGCAAUCGCAGAGAUGCCCUAUCUUGACAAAGUGGUUUCAGAAACUCUCAGGAAAUAUCCUUCCUUCCCAGUCCUGAACAGAGCGUGCAACAGAGAAGUCGAGUUGCCAGGGACUGGAUUCGUUGUUCCAACCGGAACCCCGAUAAUCAUUCCCACGUUGGGGAUGCAUUGGGACCCUGACAUUUAUCCUGACCCGGAGAAAUUCGAUCCGGAACGAUUUAACGAGGAGAAUGUCGCCAAGAGACAUCGUUAUGCUUAUCUUCCGUUUGGCGAAGGCCCCAGGAAUUGCAUCGGUAUGAGGUUCGGCCUUUUCCAAACGAAAAUCAGUCUCAUCACCCUGCUUUCCAAGUAUCGUUUCAAACUGGCACCGGAAACCAAAGUACCCCUACCUGUGGAUACCGGAAAUUUCCUAUUCAUGUCAUUCGGUGGAGUGCCACUACGAGUCGAAGAACGUUACUUUCGUGAUACGAUGGGGCUUAUUUCAGCAAACUUUCUUCUUCAGCUUCUGGGAACGAUAAUUGCGAUCUCUUUUGCGAUAUAUCUUUACUUAAAACAUGUCGCAUACCAUUACUGGAGUUCAAAGGGAAUCGCGCAGUCUGAACCUAUGGUUCCGUUUGGUGUUAUAUGGCCGGUCUUAACAGCAAAAAAGUCUGUGGGGCAACUGAUGCGCGACCUAUAUUUAAAGUUCAGGAAGAACCGCAUCUUCGGAGUCUACUCGUUCCACAUACCGAACCUCGUGGUCUGCGACCCUGAGAUCAUUCGAUUCAUAAUGACGAAGGAGUUCACGGCGUUCCAGGAUCGCGGCAUGUAUCACAACGAACAGCUUGACCCAAUGUCAGGUAACCUGUUCCUGCUUGGUGGUCCGAAAUGGCGGCAGCUCAGGGUUAAGUUCACGCCAAUAUUCACGACUGGAAAAAUAAAGUACAUGUUCACCACGGUGAAGGCAAUUGCGGAUAACCUCAGCAAGCAGAUAGCCGAGGAGUCCAGCCAGAGCGACCUCGUUGAGGUCAAGGAUCUCAUGGCCAGAUUCUCCACUGAUGUAAUCGCCUCAGUCGCUUUCGGGAUCGAGUGUAAUAGCCUGGAGAACCCGGAAGCAGAGUUUCGCGCAUGGGGCCGUAAAUUCCUCCAGCCUCAACCAGUAAAAAACACCAUGAUGGCACUGUGUCCGUCGAUAAUGAUGAUGUUCAACAUCAAGUUUAUCGACGAAGGCGCUUCCAAUUUCAUAAUAAACGCCUUCAAGGACACCGUCGAAUAUAGAACGGCGAAUAAUGUGGUUCGAAAGGACUUCAUGGACCUCGUUAUCCAGCUGCUGACCAAGGGCUACGUCAACUCUGACGAUGGCAAGGACACGCAGCAGGAUUCAGUGACUGCAAACGAUAAGAUCACCAUGCUGGAAGGAGCUGCACAGGCCUUCGUAUUCUGGGUUGGCGGCUUCGAGACGUCUUCAUCGACCGCGACUCACUGCCUCUACGAGAUGGCAAUGAAUCAAGACAUCCAGGAUAAACUCGCCGAGGAAAUGAACAGGGUGCUGGAGAAGUUCGGGGGUUUGACGUACGACGCCAUCAUGGAAAUGACCUAUCUUCACAAAGUGGUUUCAGAAACGCUCAGGAAGUAUCCAUCCGUCCCAGUCCUGAACAGGGAGUGCAACAGGGAAGUCGAGUUGCCUGGGACCGGAUUCGUCGUUCCAGUUGGAACCCCGAUACUUUUCCCAGUAUUGGGAAUCCACUGGGACCCCGAAAUUUAUCCUUCCCCAGAGAAAUUCGACCCGGAACGUUUCACCGAAGAGAACAUCGCCAAGAGACAUCGUUAUGCUUACCUACCGUUUGGCGAAGGGCCCAGGAAUUGUAUCGGCAUGAGGUUCGGUCUUCUUCAAACAAAAAUCGGCCUGAUCACCCUGCUUUCGAAGUAUCGUUUGAAGCCAGGACCCGACACGAAAUCACCCUUGGUCAUGGACACCGGAAAUUUUCUACAAAUGCCGCUUGGCGGUAUGAAGCUCAGAAUCGAGGAAAGACGUUAGAUGACUAAGAAUAGUUUCGAUAUAAAUUUUCAA
Molecule: messenger RNA, 3155 nt
Organism: Diprion similis
Lineage: Eukaryota; Metazoa; Arthropoda; Insecta; Hymenoptera; Diprionidae
Exons: 12
Coding region: 18-3122 (1034 amino acids)
Molecular function (GO): monooxygenase activity; oxidoreductase activity, acting on paired donors, with incorporation or reduction of molecular oxygen; iron ion binding
Source: RefSeq, a predicted model, not a curated record